Molecule: messenger RNA, 459 nt
Organism: Eimeria mitis
Lineage: Eukaryota; Apicomplexa; Conoidasida; Eucoccidiorida; Eimeriidae
Exons: 3
Coding region: 1-459 (152 amino acids)
Biological process (GO): protein transport
Source: RefSeq, a predicted model, not a curated record
AUGUGUUUCAUUAAAGUCAGUCCCCCUCUGGGGGCCCCCGUGGAUUCUCUCUCGGUUGUUCGUCUAUGGUGGCCCCAGUGGGCUCCGGCGAAGGAGACUUCCGACUUCGGGCCCCCGCUGGUUUUCUCGUCGGGGGCCUCCAUCGGUUUCCUUAAAGGUAGUUCCCUGUUGGGGGACCUCUUCGUGUUUCAAAGAGAGAGCAAGAAACAGUGCAGACUGCACAUCGACGAGCUUGGGACAGUCCGGAAGCAAUUUGCAAUGAAGUACGGAGAUGUUUUCGUAGAAAGCGCUGUGAAGAACGCAAAACAAGAAGUGCAUUUUAAGCUCGUGCAUGCGCUUUCUCUCGCUCCUCCCCCGGAGUUCGACAUUCAACAACUCCUCUACGGGAUCGCAGAGGAGUAUUGUAUAUCGGACUGGAAACCGAGCAUACCCUUGGUCCGCCGCCUUGCGUCACAGUAA